AUGGAAAGAGGCCGGGAGGCAAAACCCAUAACCAAGCAAAAUGAUGGGCCUGAGGAUAACCUUACUGCAUUUAGUGCACGAGAGGCCGCCGAUAUGAAAAAGAUGAUUGAGCGGGUCCUACAACAGAAUAAGUUAUUACCUACCUCGGAGGAACAAUCCAGAGGAAAGUUACCAUUCGUGGUCGAGGUAAUGGAGAAACCUUUGCCGAGGAAGUUCAAGAUGCCUCAAAUAAAUCCUUAUUCAGGAAAGAACGACCCGUACGAUCACGUGCAAAAUUAUGAAUCUUUAAUGAUGCUUCAUGGAUGGGACGACGAGAUAAUGUGCAGGGCAUUUCCUUUAACCCUAACUGGGCAUGCUCGAGCCUGGUUUAACGGCUUACCCGAGGCAUCUAUCUCCUCAUUCGGGCAGCUAAAAACAGAAUUUAUCAAAGCAUUCAUUAUUAACAGUCAGAGAAAGAAGGAUGCGACAUAUCUGCUUAGCAUUCGACAAGGGAAUAAAGAGACCCUAAGGCACUACGUGGACAGAUUUCGAAAUGCCACACUUGAGAUCUGUAAUUUACCGAUUGAAAUGGCGGUGUCUGCCAUGUUCCAAGGGACACGACUAACCCCUUUGCAAGAAUCAUUAUCCCUAGACCCUCCGAAAUCUCUGGCAGACCUGUUCGUCCGGGCUAACAGGUACAUACUCCAUGCGGAAAUGAUGAGAACGAUAGGGGGAAGUGAAGACGGAGAAAGAAAGAGGAAAGAACGAGAUAUUGAAGAAGGAUCAAACCAGCGAAAAGAACGGACCAGGAGGUCGGAUACCCUGGGGCCACAAUUUCAUCAUUACACUAGGCUCAAUCAACCCCGAUCAGCUAUAUUGGCGACAGUAGAGGGGUCUGGUCUCCUCCAGCUUCCGAAAAAGGCAGAUCGCCCCAUGGGGAGAAAUCAAGAAGAGUACUGCAGGUAUCACCGAACUCGGGGACACUCUACCGAUCAGUGUAGGGAGCUAAAAAAUCAGAUAGAAGCACUCAUUCGUGAAGGGCACUUGCAAAGAUACGUAAGGACUGAAGGUAGAAAUGACAGAGACCGUCAAAGAAGGGAAGAAAGGCCCGAAGGUCAAGAUAGACAAAAUUUACGGCAGAAUGAAGGGAUAAGGGAUGACAGAAUGGUGGCCCCCCCUGACAAUGAGCCGACUCAUCAAGCUAUUCAUGUUAUAUCUGGGGGCGAGACCUUAGCUGGGAAUACUUCUUCUUCUCGAAAGGCCUAUGCCCGUCAGGCCUACCAAGUCAACUCUGUGAUGGAGGUGAGAGAGGACGAGGAGCCAAUCACGUUCACCCCUGCUGAUAGAGGUGAUAUAAUGCUUCCACAUGAUGAUCCAAUGGUAAUUUUUGCAGUUAUCGCCAAACACCCCAUCAGUAGAAUUUUGGUGGAUAGCGGCAGCUCUGUUAAUCUAAUCUAUUGGAAUUGUUUCGAACAAAUGAACAUAUCCCAAGACCGGUUGAGAAAAGUGUCCUCUCCCCUGUACAGCUUCACUGGAGAACCUGUCUCGGUAGCAGGAUCUGUUCAACUACCUGUCACAUUAGGCGCCGACCCACAAAGUGUGACUCGACAGGCGAAUUUCAUGGUGGUCAAAGCCCCUUCUGCAGCAUACAACAUGAUUUUAGGCCGACCGCUCCUCAAUGAUAUGAGGGCUGUAGUGUCCUCUUGCUACUUAUUAAUGAAAUUCCCCACACUCUCAGGAGUAGGGCAAGUUCGUGGAGAUCAGAGGAAGGCUAGAUCCUGUUAUGUAUCGUCCACAAAAGGAAAAAAGGCAGAAGAGACUUUAUCUAUCGCUGAGAAAGCCAUACACAAAUCCCUGGAAGAAGAGACUGCUCGCAAGCCCCAACCAGUGGAAGAGUUAGAAGCAGUGCGAUUAAGUGACACAGAUCCCGAGAAGUUAGUGUAUGUGGGCAUGAAGCUUCCGAAACCAGUAAAAGAUGAAAUCAUGGGGUGCCUUAGAGAAAAUUUGGAUGUCUUUGCUUGGACACCAAGGGAUAUGCCAGGGAUUAGUCCCGACGUGAUAUGUCACCAUUUGAACGUGGAUCCUCAGUUCAAGCCUGUUCGACAAAAAAAAAGGAAUAUCGCCCCUGAUAGGCUACCGGCGUUAGAAGAAGAAAUUGAUAAGCUACUAAAGGCAGGUUUCAUUCGAGAGGUGUUAUAUCCAGAGUGGUUGGCCAAUGUGGUUAUGAUUAAAAAACCCAACGGAAAAUGGCGCGUGUGUAUAGACUUCACUGGCCUCAACAAGGCGUGUCCUAAAGAUUCCUACCCAUUACCUCGGAUUGAUCGUCUGGUGGAUGAAACAUCUGGGUAUCAUCUAAUGAGCUUCUUAGAUGCUUUCUCAGGGUAUCAUCAGAUAAUGAUGUAUCCUCCAGAUCAGGAAAAAACAUCAUUCAUUACAGAAAAAGGGACAUAUUCAUAUGUCGAUGAUAUGAUCGUGAAAAGUCGGGAGAAGGAAUCGCAUGUUAAAAAGCUGGCACGAGUGCUUGAAGUCUUUAGGCAAUACAAAAUGCGCCUAAACCCAGCAAAAUGUGCAUUUGGCGUUCAGUCUGGAAAAUUCUUAGGAUAUAUGAUCACACAAAGGGGCAUCGAGGCGAACGCCGAAAAGAUACAAGCGAUACUAGAUAUGGAACCCCCAACAUCAAUUAAGGAAGUGCAGCGGCUGACAGGUCGAAUGGCGGCUCUUGGGCGUUUCCUCUCCAAAUCGGCCGAAAGGGAACUCCCGUUUCUUCAGACGUUAAGGACAGGAAAAAAGUUUGAGUGGACGGAGCAAUGCCAAAAGUCAUUUGAGGCAUUAAAAGAGUACUUGAAGGAAGUCCCUUUAUUGACUCGACCUGAAACUGGGGAAAUGUUAUAUUUGUACUUGGGUGUAAGUGACAAAGCAGUAAGUGCAGUACUGAUUAAAAAAGAAGGGCAGGUGGAUCGACCAGUGUACUACGUCAGUAAGGUUCUACAAGGGCCGGAAACGCGUUAUCCCUUCACAGAAAAGGUGGCACUGGCCCUAUUGAACGCCUCCAGAAAGUUGAGGCCAUAUUUCCAAGCUCACUCCAUUAGCGUACUAACAGACCAACCAUUACGGAGCAUUUUACAAAAGCCUGAGUGUUCCGGUCGUCUCACCAAAUGGUCCAUUGAGUUGAGUGAAUAUGACAUACAAUAUCAUCCUAGGCAGGCUAUAAAAGGGCAAGCAUUGGCAGACUUUAUUGUCGAAUGUACACCCUCCAAGGAGGCCAAGGAAAAGAGCAUAACAGAGUGGUUACUGUUUGUUGAUGGGGCUGCCAGUUCCCAAGGGAGUGGAGCGGGAAUAGUGCUUAUCCCACCAGAAGGAGAAUCCCUUGAAUACUCUCUAAGAUUCGCUUUUCCAAGUUCGAAUAAUGUGGCCGAGUAUGAGGCACUAAUCGCUGGUUUGAGGUUAGCCCGAAAACUUGAGGUAGCACAAUUGAUAGCCCACAGUGAUUCUCAACUGAUCGUUCAGCAAUACUACGGGCAGUACGAGACUAGAGAGCCGGCCAUGGGACAGUAUCUCCAGAAAGUCAAGGCACUCGCACAGUUGUUCGAAAGUUUCCGGCUAGUACAGAUCAACAGAUCCCUUAAUGGCCAUGCAGACGCUUUAUCCAAAUUAGCAUCCACUAAAGAAACUACUGGGAGAACAGUAUAUGUGGAAGUCCUUCAACAACCAAGUAUCGAAGAAUCUGAAGUAGCAUGUAUUGAGAAUAGUAACGACUGGAGAACCCCUUUCUACAAAUAUUUGACCACGGGAGAAUUACCGGCAGACCCAAGAGAGGCUAAGAAAAUUAAGUUUAGAGGAGCUCGUUUCACAAUAAUAGAUGGGAUGCUAUACAAGCGAGCGCACACUAUGCCACUCCUCAAAUGCUUAGGCCCUCGAGAAACCAAUUAUGCUUUGACUGAGGUUCACAGUGGAGUAUGCGGUGAGCAUCUGGGAGGAAGGGCCCUUGCGGCCAAAAUCCUAAGAGCAGGCUUUUUCUGGCCCACAUUACAACAUGAUGCUCAAGCAAAGGUCAAAGAGUGUGAUAAAUGUCAGAGGCACGCCCCGAUUCAUUCUGCUCCGAUAUCGUAA
Molecule: messenger RNA, 4089 nt
Organism: Diospyros lotus (date-plum)
Lineage: Eukaryota; Viridiplantae; Streptophyta; Magnoliopsida; Ericales; Ebenaceae
Exons: 2
Coding region: 1-4089 (1362 amino acids)
Molecular function (GO): nucleic acid binding; RNA-DNA hybrid ribonuclease activity
Source: RefSeq, a predicted model, not a curated record